AUUCACACUUUACGCUUAUUUUCGCUCACGCUAUUUUAUAAUAUGAACUUUUUUUAUUCAAUUAUAUGGAUCACUUUAACGUCUCUAUGCAAAUCAGAUAUUAACAACCAUUGUGGUAUUUAAUACGAAAUUAAUACUAUGCUGUUCCAUUGCAUAAAUUAGAGAUAAUUUUCAGGAAAAUCUAACGAAUGUGGUAUUGAAAGAGGACCGGAUUCCAUUAUACUUAUUAAAGAAAAGCGACAAGAAUUGCAGAAGAACUACAUCUUUACUUGCCAAUUUAAAAGUUCUCUUCAGGAGUCAAGUAUAUCAAAUUACAGGUGGUACAUUGAUAACUACAAUCAAGAUGUAGGAAGAGUUAAUGAAGAGAAAAAGCGCAAAGAUUUCGUUCAAAUAACGUAUGAUAAACGAAACAAAAGGUGUGAUUAUGUUUAAAGCUAUUAGUAUAAUUGGCAUAAUUCAACAUUUAAAUAUAUAUAUACCUAAUUGCAAUUUGUGACUAAUUUUCUAUCACUUGAAGAUCGACACUCCUUUUUCAUCUAUUACUCAAUGAAACGACUCCUGAGAUUGUUUAUCACGCUAAAGUAAUUUGUGCAAAGCGAGAAAAUAGCAGGAUAACAGAAGAGACAGACGCUAGAUUAUUCCUUCAUAUAUACUCAGGUUGGAUACUAUUUAUUUUCAAACAAGCAUAUAGAUUUUUCACUUUAAUUAGAUUCCGAUCUAUUAUUAGAUUUUAUGAACGAUGAAGGUUUGUUUAUCACUUUUCUCUUAAUUUCGUUCAUAAUUACGUUCAUAUAUCUUUUUAAAUGUUGAUUAGUAGCAAAAUAUCUUUACAUUUAUUGAAGGUAAUCAUACAGUUAAUGGAAGUGGUACAACUAAAGUUACAACCAAUUCUGUAAGCCAAUUUAACUGGACUACCUCCUACUCUACCAUACAUUCUAAAAUACCCAAUACAACCCUUCAGCCUAGUGGAACAACUAUGAAAGUAACCCACGAUUUAGAAUCAACGGUGUCGGAGUCUGUUAGUCCUACAAUGGCUAUUACUUUACCACCACAUUCACCGGAUUCUACUGAUAUACCACCAAGAAUAGCAGAUCUAAGUAACAAAUUUUAUGAAAUCUCUUUCAAUAUGAGUUAUAAGGUAAUUUGUAAUAGCGAACAAAAGGAUAAUCUAGAAAAAGAGAUUUCUACAAUACUUAAAGGAUAUACCCUAUUCAAAGAUAAAAAAGUAUCAGUUGCUUGCACUGAAAACAGCUUCAAGUCAUCAAAUAGUUUUAUUACAUCAACAUUCUUCGUUAUUUGGUAUGCUACUGCCGGUCUAUUAAAAGAUAGCUAUGUUACUGACCAAGUUAAAAACAAUAGAUAUACUAUUGCUAAUUCAAUAUCACAAAUACGUUUGUCAAAUGAAGCUGUAAUUAAUGUGUCAGAGUUGAAAAACUCGUUGGAAACAACUCUACAGAAAAUUCCUGGUAAUGCGUGUGACGCUCGCCUCCCUAUUUGCAUAAUGGUGGAAUCUUGUAGAUUUCAUAAUAAUACCUAUAUUGAACAAUGCAUUUAUAAAUGUAACAUGUAUUGUAAUGAAAUUGGACAAACUUGUGCAAUUUUAUUCAAAAAUAACGACGCUGUAGUUUCAUGCUCAUGCAAACCCAACUAUCUGAAUAUAUUUAACAAAUGUAGAGAGUACGGAUGGUUUUUUGGAAUUUUGGGUGGUGUGGGUGGUGGUAUAAUAGUUCUUCUAUUAAUUACAGUUGUUACUCUACUAAUUGUUUUAAGAACUCGGCGGGAGAUUAAAAAACAAAAUGAUAUCAAUUUAGCUUCGAGAAAUCCUUUUGCCAGCAUUCCUACUGCACCUAAUAGCACAGACAACUGUAUCAGUGGUGUAGCGAACAUUACACCGUCUUGGGAUUCUAUACAUACAACGUCUCAACCCCGUGAUUAUACAACAUUUCAAAAUGCAACUAAAGAAGAGUGGGCGGACGAAGAUAAUAAUAAAUCAGCAACUUCUAAUCAUGGAUAUGAGAGUCUUGAUCAGGAAGCAAGGGGUGCUGUAGGUGGUGAGCCUUUAUCAGAAGCUGAUAAGGAGAAUUUACGAAAAGAGGCUUGGGACGAAGACUCGGCUACAUAUCAUAGAUCAGCGUUAAAUUCAAAUACGGCAACAUCACCGCCAAGUGAUAAACCGUUACAGUUGGAGUAUUUUUAG
Molecule: messenger RNA, 2197 nt
Organism: Dimorphilus gyrociliatus
Lineage: Eukaryota; Metazoa; Annelida; Polychaeta; Dinophilidae
Source: the annotation of a GenBank genome assembly